AUGGGGAGUCUACUGCCACAGGUGAACCAGAGUCAGUACUCGUGCCUGCACAAUGCACUCAAGUGUGACGGUGUGGUCCACUGCAGCCAGGGGCAGGAUGAGGAUCCCGCAAUAUGUGAUCCCAUUUUCUCCUCAUUUAGGGCCAAUCCGCUGUGUAACAGAAGGUUGGAUGACAGUUGGGGCUGGUUUGCCUCCCCUCUUUACCCACAGCCAUACCCACCUAACUCCAACUGCUCCUGGGUCAUUCACCAACUUGGAACACCAGGUGGGACAGUGAUUCAGCUGCGUGUUGUGAUGUUCACACUCAGUAUGACAGACCAGGAUGUCUUGACAAUCUUUGAUGGGCCAGACUCUUCGUACGCAGUGCUUGGCUCCUACAGCAAACUGAAAACCCCACCUAGCCUUAUAGAGAGCUCCGGCAGCUGGCUUAAUGUUGUUUUCCACUCAAAGUCUGGGUAUUCAGUUCCGGGAUUUAACUUUACAUAUCAAUUGAAAGGUGUGUGCUUGCCUGAUCAGCAUAGAUGUAGGAUGGAGAACGAUUGCUACUCUGAACAACAGAGGUGCAAUGGAGUCUGGGAUUGUCCAGUAUCCGGCAUUGAUGAGCUUGAAUGCCCGAAUUGUCAAUACAGAGAUCAACACUACUGUGGGUUGCAAACUCAGUGCUACAAAUUCUCAGAGAGAUGCAACGGAAUUGCCAAGUGCCCCAACUACGCCGAUGAAAAUGGAUGCAGUCCCAAUCAGUGUGGUUCUCAGAAUGGCACUUUCCUGUGUGACAACAGGCGGUGUAUCUAUGAGAGCUGGACAUGUGAUCACCAUGACGACUGUGGGGACAUGAGUGACGAACAGAACUGUUCAGGCCUGGGCACCACUAAGCGUGUAAUCAUCGCUGCCAUCUGCGGCUCAAUGAUCUGCGCCCUGCUGCUGGUGAUCCUGGUAGGCUGCUCGUGCAAGCUGUACAGCCUGCGCACAAUGGACUACAGCCACCACCCGCGCCACGAGUCCCCCAUGAGCCGGCUGUAUGCAGAGCUGCUGCGCCGCAGGGCGCCGCCCCCCUACCACGAGGCCAUGCUCACGUCCAGGAACUUUGAUGAGGUGCAGCAGGAGUACAUGGAACAACUGAGGAAUGCUGCCAGCAGACGAGCCCCGCGCGGAAGAUCAGGUCGGGGCAACAGGAGACGAUCGUCAAGAGUCAGACAAGAUUCUGGUUCAAAUGAGAGUGUGGAAAAUAGUGGUGACAAUCCAAACCAGGGCGUAAAUAAUGAGGGUGACAAUAGUAAUUAUGCGUCCAAUAGCCUUCAAUUGUGUAGCAUUCAUGAGGAGAAUGAGACAGAGACCCUGGAUCAUAAUGGCAAUGAGUCCUCAACCUCAACAGCUGAUCUCCUGCCGUCCGACAGUGAGUCGGACUACACUGAUUCUGGGGAAGACAUCGAUUCAAAUGUUGACUAUCAUCUUCAAGAUGAAGGUAAUAGCGGUGAAAGUGGGAUAAAUGCUAAUGGUCUAGACAAUCAAGGUGUAGACAAUGACGGCGAAAAUGAUGAUGGCGAUGAUGACAACAUUCUGAACUCAGAGAGUCUUUCAGCGAGGUGGCAAAGAAAUGUAGACAGUGAUGACACAUCAGAUGAAGAGUGUCUUCUAGCAGAUGACUUUGAGCUUGACAGAAGAACUGACCUUCACAUCCAACAAGGUCAGUAUAACCAUGAUUGUGAUAGCCUCGAUACCGAAGCAAGUGCGUCAAUUUUAAGUAUGGAUACACAAGAAACUGGAGUCCAAGAUGGGGACGGAAACAAGGAAAUUGACAAUGAAGUGAAUGGUGAGUCCGAAAAUUCACGAAAUUCAACGCCAAAACCAGAGAACUGCCAUUCUAAUCUUCUUAUAUCUGGACCCGGGGAGUCAAUGUUGAUGAGGGUUCAUUCUCAUUCCUCCUUGAAUUCGGAGGGCUCAGAGACGUACAGUGACAGCGAUGUGCCUUUACAACGGAUUGGAUCCUUCUAAUGUCAGCUUGAACAUUCCUGGUGACUUCCUAACGUCCUUAACGUCGCUUCACAGUAGUGAAGGAAAUGUUUAAAUGUAUUUUUCUGUUUUAUUAUUUAAAAUCUUGAAAAAAUCUCAAAAUUGAGUUUUCAAUGAAGCCUUUUUUAAUUUUCUAUUGUUUUUAUUUUAUUUUAUUCAAUAUUUUCUUUUGAUAAAUUGUUAAAAUAAUUAAUGACAUCAUCAAUUUUAAUAAUCAUACUAAAGCCUUUUUUUUUUAAAGAAAUAUCUUAGAAAUGGAACUAAAAUUUUAAUAUUCUGCUGCUAUUGCUACGGAAACACAUAUCAUAGGAUGUAGAUUGCUUUUAGCUUUUAAAGGAAUAUUUCUACCUUUACUAUUAAUUUAUACAAUCAAUCUAAUGUUAACUUUAUAGCAUGCAUAGUUUAUUUGCACCUACACAUUGUUCACAGCUGGUAUCCCACAUUGCUCAAACCUCAGGAUCUUUUUAUGAUCACAACUUUCGUCAAACAUAUUUAAAAUCAUUCCCACUGUUUUGUCUCUGUGUGUGUUUAUUUUCUGAAUUGACCAAAUAUACAAUCAUUAUUGUACCUGCUUUUCUGUUUGUCAAAGAUUGUUUAUUUAAGAUUUGGAGCUAAUUGAUUGGUUGAUGCUACCAUUAGUUAAAUGCCCAGGGCUCAGCAGUGAGGGCAAAGUGGGUGAUAACUUCGCCCAGGACAUAUUAACUUCGCCAUUUAAUAACAUAUAGAAGAGUUCGACUUCUUCUUUUAAUGAUUUUGUUUGUGGCAGAAAUUAACUGAUUAAAAUCAAUAAGAUGUGGUGAAUGGCUUAUCAUUAAAUGCCACAAUAACACAACAUUUACACUUAAGUGUAUUUUUUUUAUAUAUUUGUUUUAUAUUCUCCCCCAAAAUGCUGAACAGAAACCAC
Dreissena polymorpha is the source of this 2914-nucleotide messenger RNA. RefSeq names its product low-density lipoprotein receptor-related protein 12-like. Gene Ontology annotation, cellular component: plasma membrane. The record is from RefSeq and is a predicted model, not a curated record. Lineage: Eukaryota; Metazoa; Mollusca; Bivalvia; Myida; Dreissenidae. Gene Ontology annotation, molecular function: protein binding. The transcript is spliced from 8 exons. The coding region runs from base 1 to 1992 and encodes 663 amino acids.